Messenger RNA from Mus caroli (Ryukyu mouse), 3152 nucleotides. RefSeq names its product DExD-box helicase 52 (gene Ddx52). The record is from RefSeq and is a predicted model, not a curated record. Gene Ontology annotation, cellular component: cytosol. Gene Ontology annotation, biological process: maturation of SSU-rRNA. Gene Ontology annotation, molecular function: RNA helicase activity; nucleic acid binding; ATP binding. NCBI's taxonomy places the organism in Eukaryota, Metazoa, Chordata, Mammalia, Rodentia, Muridae.
CGCUACGGCCUGUGCGGAAGCAGUCGCGGAGAGAAAGUGGUAAACGCAGGCGCCGGGAAGGCCGCGGGGCCUUCUGGGUAAAGAUGGAUUCCUACGACCUGUUUCGCCGUCUUGGAGCCGGCGCCAAGUUCGAUGUGAAGCGCUUCUCAGCAGACGCUACUCGAUUCCAGGUAGGAAAAAGAAAAUUCGAUUCCGAUUCUUUGGAGGCCCUGAAGGGACUAGACUUCUUCGGAAACAAGAAGUCCGUCUCAGAUGAAUGUGGAGCAUUGCAAAUACACCAGGAGCCCCAAAAUGAGGAGAAAACAGAAGGGGUCCUGCUGGAAAGGAGUAAGGAGCCCAAGAAGAAAAAGAGAAAGAAGAUGACUUCAGAAGUUCCUGCUCAAGAAGACUUUGACGGUGGUAUCCAGUGGACAUCCUCUGUAGACGCAAAGCUUCAAGAUGAAAAAGUCAGUGGAGAGAAGAAGUUAACUUCAGGAAAGUUGGAACAUCUCAGAAAGGAAAAGGUCAACUUCUUUCGGAACAAACACAAGAUACACGUCCAAGGAACUGAUCUUCCUGACCCAGUCGCUACAUUUCAGCAACUUGACCAAGAAUAUAAAAUCAACUCUAGAUUGCUCCAGAAUAUUCUAGACGCAGGCUUCCAAGUGCCCACACCAAUUCAGAUGCAAGCCAUUCCAGUUAUGCUGCAUGGUCGGGAACUUCUGGCUUCUGCUCCAACUGGAUCUGGGAAGACGUUGGCAUUUAGCAUCCCCAUUUUAAUGCAGCUGAAACAACCGACAAAUAAAGGCUUUAGAGCCCUGGUUAUAUCCCCCACCCGAGAACUUGCCAGCCAGAUUCACAGAGAAUUAAUUAAAAUAUCUGAGGGUACAGGAUUCAGGAUACAUAUGAUCCACAAAGCUGCAAUAGCAGCUAAGAAAUUUGGACCUAAAUCAUCUAAGAAGUUUGAUAUCCUUGUGACUACUCCAAAUCGACUGAUCUACUUGUUGAAGCAGGAUCCACCAGGGAUUGACCUGACAAGUGUCGAGUGGCUGGUAGUAGAUGAAUCAGACAAACUGUUUGAAGAUGGCAAAACUGGGUUUAGAGAGCAGCUGGCUUCCAUUUUCCUGGCCUGCACAUCGCCCAGGGUCAGAAGAGCAAUGUUCAGCGCAACUUUUGCGUACGACGUUGAGCAGUGGUGCAAGCUCAACCUGGACAACGUCGUUUCCGUGUCCAUUGGAGCAAGGAAUUCUGCAGUCGAAACUGUUGAACAAGAGCUUCUCUUUGUUGGAUCUGAGACUGGAAAACUUCUGGCCAUGAGAGAACUUGUUAAAAAGGGUUUCAAGCCACCUGUUCUUGUUUUCGUUCAGUCCAUUGAAAGAGCUAAAGAACUUUUCCACGAGCUCAUAUAUGAAGGUAUUAAUGUGGAUGUCAUUCAUGCAGAAAGAACACAGCAGCAGCGAGAUAACACAGUCCACAGCUUCAGAGCAGGAAAAAUCUGGGUUCUUAUUUGUACAGCCUUACUUGCAAGAGGGAUUGACUUUAAAGGCGUAAACCUGGUCAUCAAUUAUGAUUUCCCCACCAGCUCAGUGGAAUACAUCCAUAGGAUAGGUCGAACUGGAAGAGCAGGGAAUAGGGGGAAGGCUGUUACAUUUUUCACUGAAGAUGAUAAGCCAUUACUAAGAAGUGUCGCCAAUGUUAUCCAGCAGGCUGGUUGUCCUGUGCCUGAAUACAUAAAAGGUUUCCAGAAACUACUAAGCAAACAAAAGAAAAAAAUGAUUAAGAAGCCAUUGGAAAGGGAGAGCAUUUGCACAACUCCAAAGUACUUCUUAGAGCAGGCCAAACAGAAAAAGGUUGCUGGCCAAAACAGCAAGAAGAAAGAAACUCUCAAAGAGAAAAGUUAAAAAAUAAAUACCUUAGAAGGCAAUCCCUGCGGUGUAACUUAUGAACCGGACAUGGAUUCUCAUGGAGUACUUACAACCAUCUUUACCACACAUUUGAAAUCCACAGGGAUAUGAGAGGACAGAAUGGUUCUGAUGUAGUGAUGCAUCAAGCUUCACUUUGUAGGUGGGAUUUAUACAAUGGAAAUAACAGGCAUUGACAUUUCUGCCUGAAUCCGGAGAGAUACUUCUUAUAGAAGAACAAGAGCCAAUGCUAAAAUAACACCCAAAUGUGGUGAACUCUUAAGAAUUUUGCCCUUCAAGUGUGAAGGAAAGUGUGAUGCAUGCUGUGGAGAGGCGUCUGGAACAGAAUUUUAAAAUAAAACCUUGAGUUUGAGUGCACCAUCCACACUUGUGUGCAUGGAGAGCCAGUGGUGUGUGGGAUGCAAACAAGAACAGCAGCACAGGCCAGACACAGGAAGGAGCCUAGCACUCCCUUUAGUGUUUCUUUGUGGUAUGAGCCACAGAAAGGAGGUCCCCCAUCUGUGGUUAUCCAAAUUCCAGAGGAUUGGAAACUUCAGCUUGUUGAAAUUGACCUGUACUGCACUGGGGAGGAAGCUUAUGCUUAGCUGUCAUAAUGUUGCAACUGUAAGGUUAUGAUCAGCCUUUCCCUGUCUGACUUUAUUCUCCAUCAUUUAGCCAUGUUCUUUCCUGUCUCUUUCCACCCAAGAUGACUGCUUGAAAGCAGAUAGCACUCUAUCCUAUCCUGACAAGGAAGAACAUUUCCGUUACACGAUACACCUAGUUUCAUUGUUUCAGAUGCUUAUCUUUGCUGAGACUUGAUGGGCUUCAUCCACCCUUGCCAGAGAACUGUGAUCAUUUGGACCAAGGCAGUGCACAGUGUGCAGGUUUUCCUUAAUUACCUGCUUUGUACAGUGGAAUAAAAAAGGCUUGGUACAAGUUGAAGCACUUAAGACUGGAGCCUAGAAUUUCUCAGGGCCUGUGCUGCCACAGGACUACAACAUAAGUGACUGCCAGCAACUGAAUUAAGCCUGUUUCCUUUACUCUAGGCAGUUGAUACUUUAUAGUCUUAAAAUCAGCACAGUAGACCUCCUUUUAAAUGUGUAUUUGUUUUGAAAAGGGAUCUCUGUUUCCCAGACUGGCCUGGAACUCACAGCAAUCCUCCUGUUUCAGCCCCUUUACUGCUGAGAAUACAGACAUGAGACUGAUAUUGAAUAGAUGGGAUAAAGAUUUAAAAAAAAAAUCAGGCUUCAUUUAAAUAAACUGCUCUAGAGA